AUGUUCAUGGGCUACGAAGAAGCGUCAAAAGCUUAUCGAGUGUACGACAUUGAGGCGGACCAAGUGGUGAUCAGUCGUGACAUCACCUUCGACGAAUCGACUUUUGAUUUUUCGAUGGACCGACCAAUUGACGAUGAUGAAGAUGCGGAGUUGGACCUCGACCUCCUGGCGAUCAACGAGGACGACGUGCGUCAAACCGUCUACAAGCAGACUGACAAGCGCAAGAGUGAAGCAAGACCCGGCAUGUCACGUUCAGCUCGCUUUCGAACUGGGUUGGAACAAGCAAGUGCGCCGGAACACGUCUCCAACCGUCACCAGAAACGACGAUCAAGUGCUCCAGAAACGAUGUCUGAUGACGAAGAAGAUGCAAGCGUCUACGAUCAAGAUGACGACUCGACGCCUCCAACAUUUUGGCGUGCAAGUGCAAACGCAGUGGAAGCAACGGACCUAGCAGAACAUGUGACUUUUCAAGACGCGAUCAAUGGUCCUGAUCAAGCUCACUGGCGAAAUGCUGUGAAGGCGGAACUCAAGUCGAUGCAUCUUCGUGGAGUUUUCCGUGCGGCAAAACUGCCAAGAGGCCAAGGCGCGAUCGGCACCAAGUGGGUGUUCAAGAUCAAGCGCAAAGCGGAUGGAUCGGUCGAGAAAUACAAGGCGCGUCUCGUUGCCAAGGGCUUCAAGCAGAAGUACGGCAUCGACUACACAGAGACGUUCUCGCCCGUGGUCAAGCACGUGACACUGCGUAUGGUGAUCUCGAUCACCAAGUAUUUCGAAUGGCCACUGGACCAACUCGAUGUGGUGACAGCCUUUCUCUACGGAGUGAUGAAGGAGAAGGUGUACUGCGUGAUACCAGAAGGCGUCGAGAUGGAUGGCGACUUCGACUGUCUCGAGUUGGUGAAGGCGAUCUACGGUCUCAAGCAAGCUUCACGUGUGUGGAACAAGACUUUCGACGAGUUCGUAUGCUCUAUCGAUUUCGAAGCGUCGGCGUUCGACCCAUGUCUCUACAUCAAGGUUGUCGACGGUCACUGUGUGCUCGUGCUGGUCUACGUGGAUGACGUGUUGGUCACCGGCAGCUCGCUCGAGUUGAUUGCGCAGACGAAGGCCGACCUCAAGAUGCGUUUCGAGAUGACCGACAGCGGCAAGUGUACCUUUGUACUGGGCAUCGAACUGGUGGACGAAUCGGAUGGCAGCGUGACGAUGUGCCAGCGACGGUAUGUCAACGACAUCCUCAAGCGCUUCGGCAUGGAUGAGUGCAAGGCCACAGCAAGUCCGGUCGAUUUGAGCACUCGGCUUGUCGCAAGCAGCGAAGCGGCCAAGAUCGACGUUCCGUUUCGCGAAGCGGUUGGUGCUUUGAUGCAUUUGAUGACUGCAACGCGCCCAGAUAUCGCGUAUGCUGUGGGGUACGUCUCGCGCUUCAUGGAGAAUCCGCAGCAAGAACAUUGGACGGCGGUGAAGCGCAUCUUUCGUUGCUUGCAAGGGACCAAGUUGCACGGACUCCGCUUCCAGCCAAGCGACAAGAUCGACUUUCGUGGCUACUCGGACGCGGACUGGGCCGGUGACCACGCUGAUCGCAAGUCGACUUCGGGUUACACUUUCAUGCUGAUGGGUGCUCCUGUGAGUUGGGGAAGCAAGAAGCAGUCAAGUGUGUCGCUGUCGAUGAGUGAAGCGGAAUACAUCGCACUGAGUCUGGCCAUCCAGGAAGGCAAGUGGGUGCAUCGCCUGCUAUGCGAGAUUUUGGCGGCCGCAAACGAACCAGGACUGGACCUCGUCAUCCGUGAUAACAACCAGUCGUGCAUCAAGAUGACGAAGAAUCCGGUGAAUCAUGGCCGCGCCAAGCACAUCGACAUCAAGUACCAUCACAUCCGUGAUGAGGUCAAGCGCGGUGAAGUGCAGCUCGAGUAUUGCGAGACUUCCGUGAUGAUGGCGGACAUCAUGACCAAGCGACUUUUGGGACCUCGUCACAAGGACUUGACGACGGCUCUCGGCACUCGUGCGAGUUCGGAUUGA
Molecule: messenger RNA, 2004 nt
Organism: Peronospora matthiolae
Lineage: Eukaryota; Oomycota; Peronosporomycetes; Peronosporales; Peronosporaceae
Source: the annotation of a GenBank genome assembly